Eriocheir sinensis (Chinese mitten crab) is the source of this 5578-nucleotide messenger RNA. Its product is annotated as DNA mismatch repair protein Mlh3-like. The record is from RefSeq and is a predicted model, not a curated record. Gene Ontology annotation, biological process: mismatch repair. Gene Ontology annotation, molecular function: mismatched DNA binding; protein binding; ATP binding. The transcript has 10 exons. Lineage: Eukaryota; Metazoa; Arthropoda; Malacostraca; Decapoda; Varunidae. Gene Ontology annotation, cellular component: mismatch repair complex. Bases 161 to 3964 code for a protein of 1267 amino acids.
CUUCUCCUUGAAACUACAACAUCGGCCUUCGGGUCGGGUAGUUCAGGCUUGAAACACUCCAGAAGUGUAAAUAACUUGUUUUCAUUUUAUCGUUUAGCACGGGUCCAAGAGGAGCGUCAAGCAGUGAAAUGACGUUGUGAAGUAAAAUUUUGUGAAGGCCAUGGUCUCAGGUGGGCAGACUAUGUCGGCCAAGAUCCUCCCUCUCCCUGAGGCGGUGCGCUCUCAGCUGAGGUCAGGAGUUGCUAUCACUUCAGUGGCCCAAUGUGUUGAAGAACUGGUGUUAAACAGUCUUGAUGCUGGUGCCACCUGUGUUGCAGUGAGGGUGGACCUGUCCAUCUUCAGGAUCCAGGUGGUUGACAAUGGUUCAGGUGUGCCACAGACAGACCUCAAGUACCUGGGUAGAAGACAUGCCACCAGCAAAUGCCACACCCUGAAGGACCUCAACAACCACCUAUCUCACUUUGGCUUUCGUGGGGAGGCCCUGGCCAGCAUCAUCAAUCUCUCUGCUGUUGUUGACAUCACAACCCACACCAGAGGCUCAUCUCAGACUUUCACCAAGCUCUUCACUUAUGGGAAGGAGAAAUCAGUUGAUACCUCCAAGACAAACAGACCAAGCAUUGGUACCACUAUCACCAUCCAAGACUUCAUGUAUAACAUGCCUGUGCGGAGGAAACUCAUCAUGGAAGCCAUUGACCUGGAAAGCAUGAGGAUGCGCCUGGAGAGCUUUGCCUUAAUGCACUCCAAAGUGGCCUUCAGUUUGAGGAAUGAUCGUAAUGGUAACAUGAUAAUUCAGACCAAAAAGUCUAGUAGCACUAUGGGCACCUUUAUGCAGUUGUUUGGAGAAGAGAGGGCCCAGGGGCUUGCUGAAGUACACCACUCUGUCAGUCCAUUCACUGUGUCAGGGUACAUUGGCACACAACCACACCUUACCAAGGCACUCCAAUUUGUGUAUGUUAACAAGAGGUUAAUUCUGAGGACUAAGAUUCACAAAAUGGUCAAUGACUUACUGUCAAGAAGCUCCAUUAUCAGUACGAGAUUACACCCCAGCAGUGUGGGCCCAGUCAAAAACCCUUCCAGUCCUCCAAAGGGCAUGAAGCUGUAUGGAAUCUUUGUGCUGAAUAUUGAAUGCUCCUAUAGUGAGUAUGACAUCUGCCUUGACCCAUCAAAAACACUAGUGGAGUUCAAAGAGUGGGAUCAGCUCCUUCUCUGCAUUGAGGAGCUGAUACUCAAAUUUGCCAGUGAGGAGAACCUUGGGAUAUCACUUGAUGAGAGAUACAGGAGAUCAGGGAAAGAACGGGAGGAAGGAGAAGAAGAGGAAGAAGAAAUAAGCUUAUCUCAAGGUAGUCAGUCUUCCCUUCAGCAGUUUAGUAUGAAGAGAAGCUGUGAGGAUGGUGAGGUGUUAGGAUCAUCAAAGCAGAAGUAUGGUCGUACACUAAACACACAAGACAACCUCCUGGCAGUCCACUCAAUGAUGGUGAAGCGGAUAAGGAUAGAAACCAAGGAAUCAGAAGUACCAACUGAAGAGAAAAGUAGCACUAAUGAACUGGAUAAUGAUGGAAAAGCAACAGAAGAAUGCAGUAAGGAUAAAGUUGGCAGAGAUAUGCCGAAGGAGACUGAAGACUCGCCAUUAGGUACACUGAGGAAGAAAACCCCAAAAAACUAUUGUGAAGUCUCAAGUGAUGAUGAGAGUAAAGCAAGCAAAAGCCCUCAAACACUCAGCAAAGACAGUGAAUAUAGUAGUCCACAGUGUGUUGAAGUUACAUUUGAGGAAAUCGAAAGGACACCAGUUGAAGAACAAGACAUGCAUCAUUCUCAUUUUGAAGUGCCCAGUAAAGAAAACAAUAUAUUAAAGGGUAAGAAUGUCAUAGAAGGCAGUGAAAGAGAUGAAGUUGUUUCUAUUGCAUCAAAAAAGAGCUAUACAUCAACACCUGAUGCCAGCCCUGAGAAGCCCAACACCCCCCUCAAGGUACCCAAAUGUAUAACUUUUGAGGACAUCAUGGCAUGUCCACAGAAUAUUUCUCUGCAGAAUCAUCGGGGAGUCCUCCACUUCUCCCAGCUGACUCUCCCUGAUGAUGGGAACAAUGAGCCCUCCCAUGGUACAUCCCUCAGCCUUGACAUACUGCCAGCUAUACUCACAGAUUCUUUAAGUAUUCCUUCAUCCAUGAGUGGGGAUAUAGGGGCUGAGAGUAAAAAGAUUUCUUCAUGUGUUAUUAAUUUUCAAGUUAAUCAAACUAAGUACAAAAAUUUGAGUAUUGAAGCAGGUGUAGAUGAAACCAAGGGUUUGCACAGUAGUGGACUUACUAUGCAAGCUACUACUGAAACAGGACAUGUUUUAGGAGACUGUGAGAAUGUAGUACUUGAGCCUACAAGUAAACUUGCCUCACAAUUACCACCUCAGGCACAAUCUGUUGAUGUAAUUUCCAGUACUGAAAACUCCAACUCUGUACAGGACAUAUCACCACUUAAAGCUUCUAGUUCUUGGGAAGAAGGCAGUAACACUGACAGUUCAAUUAAUAAAGAAUCUGGCCAUUGCAAGAAUCUCACUCUCAGGGAGUUGUCACACCAGAAUGCCUCAGAACAGAUGGAGAUGCAGAUACCCCCUCAUGGUUGCCAGUGGAGAGAGACAGUGGACAAAGAUGGAAGAACAGUGUAUGUGAACCUCCAGACUGGCAACUCUUCUUAUGAGCCUCCAGAGUUGAAGGACCCACCAGAGUGGACCAGCAGUCAGCCACUUGGAGCCAGACUUCCUAGAGUACCUCUAACUCAUGAGCCUUGGUACAUCCCCAGGGGCAAGGCACAUAGGGAGAGGGACAGUUUCACCCUCAGCCAUGGGUUUAAAGAGUUCAUGUCAUGGAAGAAAACAAUAGAAAUGAGGAAGGAGAGUGCAAACCAGGUAUUUCCUAAUAAAAAAAGAAACUCAUCUGAAGAUGGAGGGACAAAAAACACAGCUUUAAGCAUGUCUCAAGAGGUUCAGGAGGCCAUUGAGACCUUGAUGGAAGAGUGUGAGGCAGACGACUCCGUGAAAUGGUUAGAAAAGCCAGAAGCCUGUCUCCGUGAACCAGCACAGCCAUUGGAGGUGGCUCAGAUCUGCCAAAUGUGGGAGCCACCAGACUUUGCAAUGGAUGCAGAGGUGUUGAAUUCUGGGCCUGAUGCUGCAACAGCCCCAAGGAGUGUUGCUGGGGUGAGAGUGUACAACAUGGUCCACCCAUACAGGUUCUCUCGGGACAUGCUUCCGUCUUGCAAGGUGUUGGGGCAGCUGGACCAAAAGUUUAUUGUCUGCAAUCUCAAGUAUGUCAGCCCUGAGGGACCCCAAGUCAAGGCCAGUCAGCUAGUGGUUCUGUUUGACCAACAUGCUGUCCAUGAGCGGGUACGCCUAGAGACCAUCAUUCAGGAGAACUUUGAGACACUAGCAUCAGGGGAGUCUGUCCUGUGCAGUUCUGCUGUCAGUCCCCCACUGGAGCUGGACCUGCCUGAGGAUGAAGUGAGGCUCAUGGAGGCAUACUCCAAAAAGCUCAACCAACGAGGACUUUACUUCACAAAGACCAGCCCUUCAAGAGUAAUGUUCCAACUGAUACCAAGCUGCCUAGUUGCCAAGGAGGCAAAUGAGUUGCGGCAUAAACGUUGCCAGACAGCUGGUGCCAUUGUCGAGAGUGUGGUGCGGGACCUGUGCCACACCCUGCACCAGACUGGGGGUGUGCUGGGCCUCAUUCCCCCAAUCACUCAUGUUUUCAACAGCAAUGCCUGUAGGGGAGCCAUCAAGUUUGGGGAUGAACUGAGCAGAGAGCAGUGCCAGGACUUGAUUUCUUCCCUGUACUCCUGCCAACUGCCUUUCCAGUGUGCCCAUGGCCGCCCAUCAAUUGUUCCUCUGGUCAAUCUGACACACCUGACAUCUUCCACCCAUAAGGUGAGUAAACCAAACCUGAGGAGACUGAGAGAGGCUAUGGAAGCUGGUACUGUCCACUAAAGGGGUUGCAGUUCACCAAAAACUGGUAAGGGAUGACUGAGGGUGUUGAAGCAGCUACUCAGUCUUUGUGUGCAAAGUUACCAUUCUUUUUUAUUUUAUUCAUAAGCUCCUUUUAGAGAGUAAUAUUGGUUGAGUUGAUGAAUAAAUCUUCCCACUCCAAAUGGCUGUGACUGUUGAAUACUCAAAGAAAAAAUAAUGCACCUGCUUGGUUGCUGGUUGAUAACAGGAUGAAACUUUGUUUUAGCUGAAAAUGAAUAGAAAUUUUUUUGGAGGGAAGUCAUUCAUCAUUUACUGUGAUAUCUCUGUAUUUUUUUAAAUUUACCAGAUGAAACUAAUAUCUAGUCCAAAGUUUAAUUUAUUCAAUAACUACAAUAUUUUUUUUAACCAGGUGAAGUUCAUGAUCCUUUGUCUAUUUAAGUUUGGAGGGGUGUUUGUAGUUAACUUUAGAUUUACCUUCAUUUACUUGUGGUGGACUCAAAGGUUUAGUGCUUACACCUUUUUUUUUUACAGUAUUUACACUGUUCAUCACAAUAGUCUUUUCAAAGAUUUUGUUCAGUUUCAUCCAUGACACUUAUGUAUUAUAAAAUGUUAGUAAUGUGUUAUAUAGCAGCUGUACAAUUACAGAAAAUAUUGUAUUAAUUACCUGUAUAGAAUGAUAAGUUUUUAAAAGCUUCUGUGGAUAUUUUUAUAUAUAAGAAUAUAUACUUAACUUAGCUUUAUGGAGAAAUGUUAGGAGUUCUUUCAUGAGGAGAACUGAGAACUAUCCCUAAGUGUUUAUUUUGUCACUUCCUUCAUCUUUUCUUCCCACAGCCACUGUUAUACUCUCUACCCUAACUGUAUAGCUUUUGUAAAAUCAGUGGUCUUACACAUAUACACUGUCAAAUUCAUCCAGUCACUUGAAGUAUCCUCUCAUUGUUUAAAACAACAUACUAUCAUCUGUAUAUAGACUUGCCAUCAAGGACUGCUCCAGAUCUCUCAUUUUCAUCCUUGCACUGAAAUCUCCUAAUCUGGCUUUCAUUUCUCAUACAAACUCUAUGUAAAAAUUGAAAGGCCAUGCUUUCAACUUGUACCCAUGUCAACACUAAAACUCACUCUUCCCAUUCACUUGCACAGAAGUACUCACAUCCUUGAAACAAUGUUGGGUCCCUGCAAGGAGAUGCACUCUCAUGCCAUAUAUUUUGAUAUAAAGGUAUUAAUCAACACAUACAGUGGGAUAAGCUAGAAUGAACAUAUUGAUUCCAGAACAUCAUUCCUUAUUGCAUUUGUUUGAUAUGGUGUAUAAUGAAAUACAUGUGUUAAUGGGUAAUCAGUUCCAGGCCUGCAGCCAAGACCAAAGUUACCCAAUAAGUAAAGAUAUCUCACUUCCUACCUUACUAACUACUUUUUUGUUAUUAUGUGUUUUCUACAAAACUUGAAACCUCUUGAAAGCCACAGGAAAUAGCAUAAGGUCAAAAUAAGUGAGAAAAUAUCAAUGAAAAGUGCAAACCCACAUAGCCUUGGGCAGUGAUUUAGCCAAAAAUGUCCCAAAGCUUACCACAGCUGAAAUCUAGAAGGAUUGCUCGUGCUCUUUCCUAAAAGGGAACUUUGCCCCUCUUAUAUAUAUAUAUAUAUAUA